CGACGCGCGGAGGUGACACCCGCCACGAAACUCGCAUACAAACUCGAUAACACACGUCUGUGAGAAUGCAAGUGCUAGCACCUUUCGUACUCGUGUGGCUGGUAGGUGGAGUGAGAGCCGUUAUCAGGACACCUUUGGAGGCCUUCCGGCCUUCGGGAGAGAUCCAUAUAAGGAGGCCUGAUAAGCUGCCGCUGCUGCCGCACAGGAGAACUACGUUGCCGCCAAAAAGCGGCCUUAAGAUUCUGUAUCAGACUGGGGUGUCAGAGGAGGACUUGCCGUGGUGCAGGGCGCGGCAGGUUUGCAGCAAGGUGGACCUUUACGACGCAAGCCAGCCCUGGAUCGAGAGGAAGUGCCGCUGCAUGGGGCACAGGCCUUGCUCCAGUGAACUGACUCCUGACGACAACCACACACUGGCAGACAAAACCACAUUGUACAAGACAUGCGAACCAGUCAAGAGGCUGCCCAAAUGUAGAUACUUCAAGGAGGCGGCCUGGACGAUCUUCUCGUUUCCCGACACCAACGCCACACAGCAAAUUGUGAACUGUCAUUGCCCCAAGAACUCGGUCACUUACCUCCUUAAGAAGAUACCGUACACGACACCUAGCGGCGAGCAGGGGAACCAGUACCAGUUCGCGUGCUCUCCGCAAAGCAGAUUAAGGUGUUCACGCAAGGAGCCUUGCAAACUUUUCAGCGCUCGUCGGCGACACGAGCAAAUUGACGAAGUGAACGCGAACACGAUAUGCCAGUGCCCCAGGGACCACACGUGCCCCAGGCACCACACCGAACCGGGAGUGCUGGCUGGAGUGACGUACGCGGCCGAAGACAUCCGCACCUACCACGGGUACUGCAUGCCCGAGCCACCACCGGAUGUUUAUAGGUUCGUCGGCGACAAGGAUUGAAGAUUCCAAAUCAGUUGCGUGUUCAUUAGAAACGAAUUAAAAUACCAAACACUGUGAACUUAUGGG
Molecule: messenger RNA, 965 nt
Organism: Chilo suppressalis (striped riceborer)
Lineage: Eukaryota; Metazoa; Arthropoda; Insecta; Lepidoptera; Crambidae
Source: the annotation of a GenBank genome assembly